Messenger RNA from Corticium candelabrum, 1105 nucleotides. Its product is annotated as tRNA methyltransferase 10 homolog A-like. Gene Ontology annotation, molecular function: tRNA binding. Gene Ontology annotation, cellular component: nucleus; nucleoplasm. Lineage: Eukaryota; Metazoa; Porifera; Homoscleromorpha; Homosclerophorida; Plakinidae. The transcript is spliced from 8 exons. Gene Ontology annotation, biological process: tRNA N1-guanine methylation. Bases 9 to 860 code for a protein of 283 amino acids. The record is from RefSeq and is a predicted model, not a curated record.
UCUCUGCAAUGACUGAAGCGGGGGCGGUGUCAAUUGAUGUCGUCAGUCUCUCCAAGAGACAAAUAAAGAAACGAAAGAAAGAAGAACAAUGGCGUUUAAAGAAAGAUGAGCUUAGGUCAACCAGGAAAGAAAGAUUACGUGAACGCAAUGCGAAGAGGAAAGCAGAAGGAAAGGCAACAAAAGGAAGCACUCGAAAGCGACUAAAAAGGAUGGAAACAGAUCAGCUUCCUCCAACACAGCGUGUUGCCAUUGACAUGAGGUUUGACCAUCUCAUGAAUGACAAGGACAUUAAGAAUCUUAUACGACAAAUAGAACGUUGUUAUGCUUGUAAUAGACGAAGUAAGAAGCCGUUUCAUAUGUUGUUGACUGGUUUGAGUGGUAAGUCGUUGGAGAGGCUGGAGGAGGGUGUGGAGGGUUACAGAAAUUGGAAGAAUGUGACGUUUGAGAGACGAGGGUAUGGGGAGGUGUUUGAGAAGGAGAGUGUUGUGUAUCUGGCUGCUGAGUCUGAUAAUGUGCUGGCAGAACUUGAUUCUUCAAAGGUCUACGUCAUUGGUGGCUUUGUAGAUCAUAAUCAUCACAAGGGUUUGAGUUUCAGCCAGGCAGUUGCUGCUGGUUUCAGUCAUGCAAGACUACCUAUCAGUGAGCACGUGAAACUGAACUCACGUAAAGUGUUGACAGUCAAUCACGUCUACGAAGCUCUGGCCGCAUUUGCUGAGACUGGAGACUGGCGUGAGUCGUUUCUCUUGACGAUUCCACAUCGGAAAGGAGUGGAGACACACCCUAGUGUACAUACUGAUGGUCAUAGCACAAACACAGAUAUUGACAGUAGAGUGUCUGAUAAGGCAGAGAGUAAUGCGUAGCUGUGACGUCAGUGUUUUAAAUUGUUGUUGAUAUCAAAUAUUAUUUAUAAGUGACAUCAACAAUAUGUUGAUAUUAAAUAGGCAGCACUUAUCAUUUGAUAUCAAAUAUCAAUGAUAAUGUGUUGUCAACAAUAUGUUGAUAUCAAAUAGGCAGCACUAUAUUAUUUGAUAUCAAAUAUCAGCUAUAAUAUGACGUCAACAAUACGUUGAUAUCAAAUAGGCAGCACUUAUCAUUUGAUAUCAAA